Messenger RNA from Cyprinodon tularosa, 5730 nucleotides. It is a transcript of the gene tnn, whose product is annotated as tenascin N. NCBI's taxonomy places the organism in Eukaryota, Metazoa, Chordata, Actinopteri, Cyprinodontiformes, Cyprinodontidae. Gene Ontology annotation, molecular function: protein binding. The record is from RefSeq and is a predicted model, not a curated record. Bases 162 to 4577 code for a protein of 1471 amino acids. The transcript is spliced from 23 exons.
AGAGAGAGACAGAAAAAGCCACAGGGAUUGUGGAGAAUCUUUGAGUCAGUAGCUCUGACCUGACAACAGGUGGCAGAGGCACAGAUUUGGAGAGUGACAUUCAGAUUUUAAGAGAAAAGAAGCAAAAAGAAGACAGGAGGGGAAACUUCAUCUAUAAGGCAAUGAGCGUUGGACUCAUAUGGAGGGCCCUGUGCCUGCUGUCCAUACUUUGCACUUUGUCACGCCAUGUGCACUGCACAGAGAACCAGCCAGAUCUCUCAGGCACAGAACGGGGACUCACCUUCAGCCACGUCUACAAGAUUGACAUCCCAGGAAGCUCCAGUUGCACCGUAGAGCGUCUGCCAGUCCAAGAGACAGGUCUGCAACAAGAUACCACAUCCAAUGGAGAGAAUGACAUAAUCUUCAAACACAAUAUUAGGCUGCAAACAUCCAAGUGUAACUGUGAGGAGUCAGAAAGCUUCAAGGAGCUGUUGUACAGAGUCAAUGGACUGGAAGAAGAAGUUAACUACCUAAAGACCCAGUGCACUCAGGGAUGCUGUGGAAGAGGAGGUGCUCCAGGUGUAGACACAAGCUGCAGUGAUCAUGGUACCUACCAACACGACACCUGCAGCUGCCUCUGUAACCCAGGAUGGGAAGGUCCUGAUUGCUCUGUGUCGUCCUGCCCUGACGAGUGCAGCGACAACGGCCGAUGUGUAGAUGGAAGAUGUGUGUGUUAUGAAGGCUACACAGGAGAAGACUGCAGCCAGCUGACAUGUCCAGGCGACUGUAAUGAUAAGGGGCAGUGUGUGGAUGGAAAAUGUGUCUGUUUUCCUCAUUUUACGGGUGAGGACUGCAGCAUCCCAAAGUGCCCUAAUGACUGUGAGGGCAAUGGGCAGUGCGUGGAUGGCCAGUGUGUCUGUGACGAUGGCUUCUAUGGAGAGGACUGUUCUACAGUCUUGGCACCUAAGGGUCUGCAGUUGAUCCAGAAGACAGAUGUCUCUCUUCUGGUGGAGUGGGAGACUGUCCAAGGAGCUGAGUAUUACAUGUUGACUUAUCAUCCCAAAUUUGAUGAGGGUGCAGUGGAGGAGGUUCAGAUUCCUAACUCUGAAAAUUCCUACCUUAUAACGGAUCUCACUCCAGGGGUUACCUACAUUGUCAAGGUCUAUGCAGUCAUCAAAAAGAUCCAAAGUGAAGCAGAUAUGAUUAAAGCCACCACAGAUGUCUCAACCAUAGAUGAUAUGCGAGUCACUGGCCAGACAGAGGUUUCAAUCCAAGUGGACUGGAAGAACCCACAGGCAGAAGUGGAUUAUUUCAGACUGACACACACCGACCCGUCAGGACAGGAGGAGGAGCUGAAUGUUCAGAGGAGUCAAGAGGCACGCACCAAACACACUAUUGUAGGUCUGUAUCCAGGAACAGAGUACCAAAUAUCUGUGCAGUCCAUCAAAGGAAACGCCGAAGGGAAGGCCUCUUUUACUACUGGUGUCACAGACAUUGAUGCACCAUCAAACCUUGUCACUACUGAAGUAACUGAAGACACUGCAACAGUCUCCUGGGAUAAGGUCCAGGCAGAAAUCGAAGGCUACAUGUUGAGCUACACAUCUGCUGAGGGCUCCAGCUCAGAGAUCUUUGUAGGCCGUGACAGCACCUCAUACAGGCUGGUUGGUUUGAGGCCUGGAGUCCUGCACACAGUCUACAUUUGGGCCUUCAGAGGAGACAAAGUCAGUGAAAAGAGUUCAACAGAAGCUGAAACAGAGUUGGAUGCUCCUACUAACCUCUCAGUCGAAGAUGAGACAGACUCCAGCUUCAGAGUUUACUGGGAUCCGACCCAAGCACAAAUUGAUGGCUACAUGCUCACCUAUAGCUCCUCAGAUGGGUCCAGGGAGGAAACCCCAGUUGGAUCGGACAGUUCUUAUGUGCUCACUGGCCUUAGGCCAGGGGUCGUCUACACUGUCUAUCUCUGGGCUGUCAGGGGAAGCAAAGCCAGCAGGAAGAUCUCAACGGAAGCAGAGACAGAAAUGGACGCUCCAGCUAACCUCAUAGCCAGUGACAUAACAGAGUCCAGCUUCAGCCUCUCUUGGGAUCCGGUCCAAGCAGAAAUAGAUGGCUAUAUCCUGACCUACACCUCCCCUGAUGGAUCUAGUAAAGAAAUCGUUGUGGGGCCUGAUAGCUCCACUUAUAUUCUGACUGGUUUACAGCCUGCAGGCCUCUACAUUGUCUACAUCAAAGCAAUGAAAAGAGACAAAACCAGCAGGAGCACCUCAACACAAGCUGAAACAGAAAUGGACGCUCCAGCUAACCUCAUAGCCAGUGACAUAACAGAGUCCAGCUUCAGCCUCUCUUGGGAUCCGGUCCAAGCAGAAAUAGAUGGCUAUAUCCUGACCUACACCUCCCCUGAUGGAUCUAGUAAAGAAAUCCCUGUAGGACCUGAAAGCUCCACUUAUAUGCUGACUGGUUUACGGCCUGCAGUCCUCUACACUGUCUACAUUCAAGCCAUGAAGGGAGACAAAACCAGCAAGGAAAUCUCAGCACAAGCGGAAACAGAAAUGGACGCUCCAGCAAACCUCAAAACCAGAGACAUAACAGAGUCCAGCUUCAGCCUCUCUUGGGAUCCGGUCCAAGCAGAAAUAGAUGGCUAUAUCCUGACCUACACCUCCCCCGAUGGAUCUAGUAAAGAAAUCCCUGUAGGACCUGAUAGCUCCACUUAUAUUCUGACUGGUUUACGGCCUGCAGUCCUCUACACUGUCUACAUUCAAGCCAUGAGGAGGGAAAAAACCAGUAGGACCAUCUCCACACAAGCUGAAACAGAAAUGGACGCUCCAGCUAACCUCAUAGCCAGUGACAUAACAGAGUCCAGCUUCAGCCUCACUUGGGAUCCGGUCCAAGCAGAAAUAGAUGGCUAUAUCCUGACCUACACCUCCCCUGAUGGAUCUAGUAAAGAAAUCCCUGUAGGACCUGAAAGCUCCACUUAUAUGCUCACUGGUUUACGGCCUGCAGUCCUCUACACUGUCUACAUUCAAGCCAUGAGGGGGGACAAAACCAGCAGCACCAUCUCCACACAAGCUGAAACAGAUAUGGACGCUCCAGCUAACCUCAUAGCCAGUGACAUAACAGAAUCCAGCUUCAGCCUCUCUUGGGAUCCGGUCCAAGCAGAAAUAGAUGGCUAUAUCCUGACCUACACCUCCCCUGAUGGAUCUAGUAAAGAAAUCCCUGUAGGAUCUGAUAGCUCCACUUAUAUACUGACUGGUUUACGGCCUGCAGUUCUCUACACUGUCUACAUUCAAGCCACGAGGGGAGACAAAACCAGCAAGAAAAUCUCAACGCAAGCUGAAACAGAUCUGGAUGCUCCUGCUAAUCUCUUAGCCCAAGAUGAAACAGAGUCAGGCUUCACCGUGUUAUGGGAGCCUGUCCAGGCAGACAUUGAUGGCUACAUGUUAACCUAUAGCUCUGCUGAGGGCCCCACUCAGGAAAUCCCUAUCGGAUCUACAGAAACCUCUUACUCGCUGAAAAGCCUAAAGCCUGGAGUUCUGUACACUGUCUACGUCUGGGCUAUCAAGGGGAACAAAGUGACUCAGAGGAUUUCAACAGUAGCUGAGACAGAGAUCGACUCCCCCAAGGACCUAAAGGCUACAGAUGUAACAAUAGACUCAGCUCUUUUGACCUGGGCUCCUCCACUGGCAGACAUUGAGGGUUACAUCCUCACAUAUAGAGAAGAAGAAGGGAAUUUGCAGGCUAUUGAAAGAAGGCUUGACGCCAGCGAGACAAGCUUCACUGCAUCCAACCUGAAGAUGGGAAAGAGGUACAUUGUCACCAUUGUUGCUUUUAGGGGCAGCAAGAGGAGUAGGAUGGUGGAAACCCUUUUUAAAACAGUUGCUAUGCUGUACCCCUUCCCUAUGGACUGUGUACAAAUAAUGAGGAAUGGCAAUAACAACAAUGGCAUCUAUACCGUCUACAUUAACAAUAACCAAUCCAAGCCAAUAGAGGUUUUCUGCGAUAUGACUACUGAUGGAGGCGGCUGGCUGGUAUUGCAGCGCCGAAACACUGGCAAGCUGGACUUCAUGAAACGCUGGAGGCAGUACAUAGCAGGCUUUGGCAACAUGACAGAGGAGUUCUGGCUGGGUUUGGAUAAGAUAUAUGCGCUAACCAACACUCCUACGCAGUAUGAGCUAAGGUUUGACCUGGGCCUGGGCUCAGAGAGAGCUUACGCUGUAUAUGACAACUUUAAGAUUGCUCCGAUCAGACAGAAGUUCAAGCUCACAAUUGGCAAAUACAGGGGGACAGCAGGUGAUGCUAUGACCUAUCACCAAGACCGGCUCUGGACCACCAUAGAUUCAGAUAAUGACAUUGCCUUGACUAACUGUGCCAGAACCCACAGCGGAGCAUGGUGGUACGCUAACUGUCAUUUGGCCAACCUCAAUGGUAAAUGGGGUGACAACAGACACAGUCUGGGAGUCAACUGGGAGCCAUGGAAGGGACACCUAACUUCCCUCGACUUCACCGAGAUGAAGAUCCGACCUGUGGGAGCACUGUCCAGCAGAAAGAAGAGAUCAUUGAUGGUCAGGGAGAAAAAAAGCAGGGUUUCAAACACCCACAAGUAGGCGAGCAGCAGAGAAGUGCAGCGAAAGCAGUCCGCUCCAUCAGCCUUUGAUCACACUAGAUUUUGGUUUUUCUGUACAUAUGUAGAUAUAGACCCUACACUUAAAGGAUCUGCAAACAUAUGUUUCUCAACUUCUGUAUAUUUUCAAAAAACAAAAACAGGUCAUCACUGCAGAAAUUUAGAAUAAUCCUUUGUAAAUUAUUACCUGUUUAUAACAGAACAGAAAUCCAAGGUUUAGUGUGAUUAUAGGAGAAAGGUGAACAAGAAACUGUGUUUGAACGAGGUUUGAACAGUUGUUCUACUCGUAAAGAACAUGUAUAAUUUAGAAAAUCAUGUUUUACUCAAUUUUUAUUUCUUUAGAAAACUUGACUAUAUAAAUAGAAGGAAAAGAUAACGGCAACUAAAUAUUUUGUUCUUCCUUUAUUAUAUUAAUGCUAAACUCGUUGACUUAUAACUGCACCCAGGUUCAGGUGAGGCCGAGUAUCCUCAGAGAGUUACCGAAAGUAAACAAAAUAAUUUGUGUUUAAUCAAUGGAUCCUUUGCUGGCUCUUCAAACAUGUGUCCUUAGUCUAUUGAUUAUGCUGCCACUGUGCAUCUGACACUGUCACAUCACAUAAGCUGGUAUGACAUCAGCCAAAAAGUAACAACUGAUUGCUGCCCCGAAUAGCCAGAUUGCUCCUGCUUUAUAUUCAUAUGAGUGGGGACAGCUCAUAUCAAUCAAUGCGAUGUGUCACAUCAAAUGUCAAUAACAAUGACAUUUGUUUGUGCUCUUCUCCAGAACAGAAUGACUAAACUCCCAUUUUUAAUCUGGAAAGUUGACAGAAGCUAUUAAUGUUGCACUGGCUUCUACUUUGCUUAAUUAGAUUUUCUUAACACUUUUAUGACAAACACAGUUUAUGUGACAAGGACAUGGAGCACACAAACCCACCUUUAUACCAAUCUGUCAGAAUUAAUUUGCAAAAUGAUGAACUUUAUUUGUACAUUUGGUAAUGCUUAAGACUGUGCAGCUUCUUAAAGUCUUUAAAAUGGUUUAAGAUCAGAACCCCGAAAUGUAUUGCUUUCUUUAUCAAUUAUAUUGCUAAAAUUAUUUUAUAACUCCCCUUUCAAUGUAGUGUCGCCACUCCUUUAAAAUAAAUCUGUUUUUAACUAUGUGG